CCUCCCCCAGGUCUCUAUCCAGCCUAUGACAGACCUGGCCCGGCUCAGGAGGAGGUGAGCAGGUGACCAUGGCGAUCAGCCUCUCUGCCUCGUCCAUUGCCAACAACUGGCUCCCAAGCUACCCUGAGGGUGCCUGCGGUGAGAGAGAGCACUUUGUACCGUACUCGUCGGACCAGGUGGUCAUGACCGGCAGAGCCCGCAAAGAGGCGGUGCAGGCCGCGGCCCGGGAACUCCUCAAGUUCGUGAACCGGAGCCCUUCUCCUUUCCACGCUGUGGCUGAGUGCCGCAGCCGCCUCCUCCAGGCUGGCUUCCAUGAACUCAAAGAGACGGAGAGCUGGGAUAUCAAGCCAGAGAGCAAGGUACUUGGGGUGGGGUGGGGGCAGAGAAGCAUGUUCCUAGGCUGGGGCUCAAAGUCCUUUGUGCCCUUUGUUGGGGGGGGCGGCCCUGUUCUGGGCACCGGUUUCUGCCUCCUUGGGGCCCACCCGGCCGGCCCGUGCCUGCAGGUGAAACGGCGGUCCCGCCGCAGCCAGGUGGGAUUCCAGCAGGUUGGUGUGGAGACCUAUGGUGGUGGGAUCUGGAGCACCUGGUUUGACCGGGACCUGACCUUGGCCGGACGAGUCAUUGUCAAGUGUCCUACCUCAGGCCGCCUGGAGCAGCGCCUGGUGCACGUGGACCGGCCCAUUCUCCGCAUCCCACACCUGGCCAUCCAUCUGCAGCGAAAUGUCAACGAGAACUUCGGGCCCAACAUGGAGAUGCACUUAGUCCCCAUUCUUGCCACAGCCGUUCAGGAGGAGCUGGAGAAGGGAACUCCUGAGCCUGGACCUCUCAGUGCUGCGGAUGACCGGCACCACUCGGUCCUCAUGUCCCUUCUCUGUGCCCAUCUGGGACUGUGCCCCGAGGAUAUCUUGGAGAUGGAGCUCUGCCUUGCUGACACCCAGCCUGCGGUCCUGGGCGGUGCCUACGAGGAGUUCAUCUUUGCCCCUCGGCUGGACAAUCUGCACAGCUGCUUCUGUGCCCUGCAGGCUUUGAUCGACUCCUGUGCAUCUCCUGCCUCUCUGGCCGCGGAGCCCCACGUGCGCAUGAUUGCUCUCUACGACAACGAAGAGGUGGGGUCCGAGAGCGCCCAGGGGGCACAGUCGCUGCUGACAGAGCUGGUGCUGCGCCGGAUCUCGGCCUCAUCCCAGCACCUGACGGCCUUCGAGGAAGCCAUCCCCAAGUCCUACAUGAUCAGCGCAGACAUGGCCCACGCCGUGCACCCCAACUACCUGGACAAGCAUGAGGAGAACCACCGGCCCUUAUUCCACAAGGGCCCGGUGAUCAAGGUCAACAGCAAGCAGCGCUAUGCCUCGAAUGCAGUUUCAGAGGCCCUGAUCCGAGAGGUGGCCAGUAAUGUUGGGGUGCCCCUGCAGGAUCUCAUGGUGCGGAAUGACUCUCCCUGCGGAACCACCAUUGGACCUAUCUUGGCUUCUCGGCUGGGGCUGCGAGUACUGGAUUUAGGCAGCCCCCAGCUGGCCAUGCACUCCAUCCGGGAGACCGCCUGCACCUCAGGAGUGCUCCAGACCCUCACCCUCUUCAAGGGCUUCUUUGAGCUGUUCCCUUCUCUGAGCCGUAACCUCUUAGUGGAUUGAGGCCUCUUGGAAAGACUUCUCUUGCACUUGAGAAGUUGUCAGCUGAGCUGAAGCUGGAUUAUUAAAGUGGAUUUUUCACUCAGA
Messenger RNA from Herpailurus yagouaroundi (jaguarundi), 1712 nucleotides. RefSeq names its product aspartyl aminopeptidase (gene DNPEP). The record is from RefSeq and is a predicted model, not a curated record. Gene Ontology annotation, biological process: proteolysis. The coding region runs from base 69 to 1628 and encodes 519 amino acids. Gene Ontology annotation, molecular function: aminopeptidase activity; zinc ion binding. Lineage: Eukaryota; Metazoa; Chordata; Mammalia; Carnivora; Felidae. The transcript has 16 exons.